Molecule: messenger RNA, 945 nt
Organism: Triticum turgidum subsp. durum (durum wheat)
Lineage: Eukaryota; Viridiplantae; Streptophyta; Magnoliopsida; Poales; Poaceae
Source: the annotation of a GenBank genome assembly
AUGCUCGGGAAAGGUGGCUUCGGAAAAGUUUACAAGGGGAGGUUACAAGGUGGCAAUGAAGUUGCUGUCAAAAGGCUAAGCAAGAGUUCUGGUCAAGGGGCCGACGAGUUCAGAAAUGAACUGGUUCUGAUUGCCAAAUUGCAGCAUAGAAACUUAGUUAGGCUUCUUGGUUACUGCACUCACAAAGAUGAGAAGUUGUUGAUAUAUGAAUACUUACCUAACAAAAGCUUAGAUGCCUUCCUUUUUGAUGCCACAAGAGAUGGUGUGCUUGAUUGGCCGACCAGGUUCAAGGUAAUUAAAGGAAUAGCAAGGGGGCUUCUUUAUCUCCACCAAGAUUCAAGGCUAACAAUAAUCCAUAGAGAUCUCAAAGCAAGCAAUGUCUUGUUAGAUGCGGAAAUGAACCCUAAAAUAUCAGAUUUUGGUAUGGCAAGGAUCUUUGGAGGAAAUGAGCAACAAGGGAACACUGUCCGCGUUGUUGGUACAUACGGUUACAUGUCUCCUGAAUAUGCAAUGGAAGGUUCCUUUUCUGUCAAGUCUGACACCUAUAGCUUUGGUGUUCUACUCUUGGAGAUUGUAAGCGGGUUAAAGAUCAGUUCGUCCCAUCUCGUCAUGGACUUUCCAAGCCUUAUAGCUUAUGCAUGGAGCUUAUGGAAAGAUGGAAAUGCAAGAGAAUUGGUGGACUCGUCCAUUAUGGAGAUCUGUCCACUUCAUGAAGUUCUGCGGUGUAUUCAGUUAGGUCUCUUGUGUGUUCAAGAUGAUCCAAGUGCUCGUCCACUCAUGUCAUCCACCGUGUUCAUGUUAGAAAAUGAAACAGCCCCGCUUCCUACUCCGAAGGAGCCUGUAUAUUUUAGGCAACGGAAGUAUGAAGUUGAAGACCAAAGGCAUGACUAUGACCUGGAAAUGUCUCUUAAUGGCAUGACUAUGACAAUGGAAGAGGGGCGUUAA